GUCGGGGCGCCGCCGGUUACACCUCUGAGCGCCCCCGGGACGCCGCGGGGCCAGGGGCGUCUGCAAGGCGGGGGGCCGGCUGCGGGCGGGCCCGGGCACCUUCCUCGGAGCACACGGCCGGCCGCCCACGUGCGCCCAGAGCCCCCGGCUGGCCUGCAGGCUGUGCGGGCACCUGUCGGUCCAGGGGCCCCGGGCGUGGCCGCUCCGUCGGACGGUCAGUUGGGGUGACGUGGAUCCCCAGCGGCCUCACCCGUGUCCACGUCCCACCUGGAGCCCGAGAAGUUGGGCACAGCCCGGGCCCUAGCUGGUUCCGAGAGGGGAGCGGCGGCGGGGCUGCUGCAGAGGGCGGGGACGGCAGGCGUGCGCGGCCCGGGAAGCCCCCUCGGGUCCGUCUCCCCGGGAGCGCGGCCUUGGGGCCAGACUGGUGUGACAGAGGUGACCCUGGACUGGCGAGCGGUUCCGAUCCGCGCCCGGGAUGACCACGGAGCGGAAGGCGCUGGGCUGAGCCUGGGCUGGUAGUGUGUGCACCGGCACGGAGGGAUGCUAGCGGUUAGGACGGUCAGGAGCAAACUCAGGAUGGGGACCAUCUGCUCCCCCCACCCCAGCGGGACCAAGACGUCAGCGGAGGUCUGCAACGCCGACUGGAUGGCCUCGCUGCCCCCUCAUCUCCACCACGUCCCCCUAUCCAAUCUGGCGAUCCCAGGCUCUCAUGAUUCAUUUAGCUACUGGGUAGAUGAGAAGUCCCCAGUGGGGCCUGACCAGACCCCAGCCAUCAAGCGCCUUGCCAGAAUCUCUUUGGUGAAGAAGCUAAUGAAGAAAUGGUCUGUGACCCAGAACCUGACGUUCCGGGAGCAACUCGAGGCUGGGAUCCGCUACUUUGACCUGCGCGUGUCUUCCAAACCCGGGGAUGAUGACCAGGAAAUCUACUUUAUCCACGGGCUUUUUGGCAUCAAGGUCCGGGACGGACUGAUGGAGAUUGACUCAUUUCUUGAACAGCACCCCCGAGAGAUUAUCUUCCUGGAUUUCAACCACUUCUAUGCCAUGGAUGAGGCCCAUCACAAAUGCCUGGUUCUGCGGAUCCAGGAGGCCUUUGGAGACAAGCUGUGUUCCGCCUGCAGUGUGGAGAGCAUGACACUGCAGACCCUGUGGGAGAGGUGCCACCAGGUUCUUAUUUUCUAUCACUGUCCCUUCUACAAACAAUACCCCUUCCUGUGGUCAGGGAAGAAGAUUCCAGCACCCUGGGCAAAUACCACCAGUGUGAACAAGCUCAUCCUCUUCCUGGAGACCACUCUGAGUGAGCGGGCCCCCACCGGCUCCUUCCACGUCUCUCAAGCAAUUCUCACCCCCAGAGCAAAGACCAUUGCGCGAGGUUUGGUUGGUGGCCUCAAGAACACUCUGGUUCAUAGGAAUCUCCCUGCCAUCCUGGAUUGGGUGAGAACUCAGAAGCCUGGAGCUAUGGGCGUCAACAUCAUCACAUCUGAUUUUGUGGAUCUCGUGGACUUUGCCACAACUGUUAUUGAGUUGAACGACCUCCUGCAGGAGAAUAGAGCUUUGGCUAAAUGCUGAUUUAAUUUUUUUUUUUUAAUUUUAACUUCAUGCUGAAUCUGUUGAUGCAGGGUAGAGUUCUGAAGUGUUUCCCGUUAGGAUGCCCCUGGGCAGUAAAUGGCACAGCAAGAAGAGGAGGGCAUUUUUUUUCCGUCCUUGCUCACAGGGCCAUGUGGAUAAAAUUACAAGCCUUUAAAUUGCAUUCUUUUCCCAAAUGAGACUUUUAUACCAGCCUAAGUCCAAGGGAAGAAAGCAUGUUUUGUGUGACAAAGAUAAAACUAUUCCCAAUGGCUUAUGAUGCUGAAUGUAAUAUGGAAGAGUCUCCAAGUUCUACUGGGGCCUUAAUUGCCCCCUUUGAUUCAAAUCCCUUAUUGGACUCCAGAGGGGUCCAGUGUGUUUGAGCCUAGGAGGAGGCUAGAGCAGAAAGGUGUUUCUGGUCAAAAGAAUGACUCAUUGCAGUUGUGUACGGCCCCACGUGGUAGUUCCAACACCAACCUGGUAUUGUGAAGGGGGAAAAUAUUAAGCCCCUCUUCUCUCUAGGAUGUUGAGUGUCACUGCUUUUUCACUGAGAGAUUUAAGGCUUAUUUAUCACCUCGGUAUUUCAGUCACAAGCUGUUCUGAGCUUCGGCUGAUCACCUGAACUCUUUAGAUGAAUAAUGCCUAUUGUCAUCGGGAUCAGAAGUGUGGUUCCCAGGUUUUUCAACUUGGAUUCCUCUCUAUUUCUUUUGGCCCAGUCUUAAAAGAAACAGAUGGGAGGUGUUUCCAGAAUGGGGCCCCACCAGACAUAGACAUGCAUGUUUGUUGCAUGCCAGAUUUUUUUAUUAUUUUUUUUUAUUUGAAUUCUGUAGCUUUUCCCAAAAUGGCUGCCAGGUGAGCACCUGCGUCAUUUUGGCAAAGUCCUCUCUGAAGUGGGAUUUGCAUGCCAGAUGUUGGAACUGUAUUUUUUGUUGUUGCUGUUGUUGUUGUUGUUGUCGUCUGCUUAGGACUUGGGUCUGUGCUAACGGAAGACACCUUGUCCGUGACACCAUGGACGCAGACACAGGAUGCAUGGGCGAGUGCAAUGGAUUGAAGGAGGAAGCUCCAAGUGGGUCUGGAGCCAUGCUGUAACUCCUUGGAAACAAGACUACCUCGGGGAUAUUUAGGAUGAUGCGUGUCAUCGAGAACUCCCAGUAUGGGAACAUUUCCAGUUCGUGUCUUGACUGUUCUACUUCCUGCUGGUUGUUUUCGGCCCCUGAUCACCAUUGCAUGCGGGUUUUGAAACUCAAGAGGGGAUUUUAUUUUUUGAUCGAUAAGAGGUGUUUAUCUUUAAAGAGCCCUCUUACGGUUUUGUUUGUUGUUUACUUACUUGUUCAUUUAUUUAUAGAUUAAGUAACUUCAGUGCUUCUUACCUCAAGAGCACUCACAAAGGAGCUUCCAGAACUGCUCAGACCUAGGCCAGCAGCUUCCCUGGCCUUCUUCUUGACAGGACCAUGCAUCUCAGGACUGUGAGUGACCUUCGAAUCUGCUGUAUGCCCCAGCUUUCACCCAACAUGUGGGGAAUGCGAGCAUGAGUGUGAUCCAGAUCUGAGAAGUCGCUGCCAAGCCAUGCGCAGGGCACAAGAUGAAAUGGGUCAUGGAGAACACUCAGUUCUUCAGGAAGAUCCUCUACAAAGACGGUGGCAAACACAGGAACUCCAGGGGGAACUGGGCAUGGGAGCGUGUGUCGCCCGGCUGCACCUCGGAACUGUCUGUCUGCACAUCCCCCAAGGAAGUGUCAGCUUCUGCAUUCUUCAGGAGGAAAGAGAAACUGGGUGUCCCUGGACAGAUGUGUGCAUUGAUAAAAAAAAUCCUUGGAUGAUCUGCCAGCAGCUUUCCGUUCCGCUCCUUUCACCCUCAUAGCUGAAUUUUGUAUAUCAUCUGCACUGGUAUGGGAGGACAGGGUCAUCCAAUAUGAACUACUAGGAGCGUAGGCACACACACCUCUUCUCUCCUGCCCCUGCCCCAACUCUAGGUCUUCCAGCCACUUUUUUCUGUAAAGUAAAGAAGGACUCUGAUCAUUAGCUUCCAUACCUUGAGGAGGUCACAACACAAAUUCCACUGAGAAAAUCUGGUUUAGCUUUUCCUUUUGCUUGCCUUUGAGCCCAUUCCCAGAGUUUCUAGAAGUUUAUCACUGGAUUUAUUUAAGGGUUGACUCUGGAAAGGAGUUCUUUAUUUUUUUUUUAUUUUAUUUUUUUUUUAAUUUUUGAGUCACACCCAGCGAUGCUCAGGGGUUACUCCUGGCUCUGCACUCAGGAAUUACUCCUGGCGGUGCUCAGGGGAACAGAUGGGAUGCUGGGAAUCGAACCCGGGCCGGCCGCAUGCAAGGCAAACACCCUACCCGCUGUGCUAUCGAUCCAGCCCCUGGAAAGGAGUUCUUUAAGUCCUGUUAUUAAACUCCAGUGACAAAUCCCUGCCCUCCCCUCAGGGGACUAUUGGUGUUGGUAUUGUUUUCCUUGGGGCUUCUUUUUAAUUCUGGCACAGUUGCUAGGGACGAGGUUAUUUCCUUUCUCUUAACUCUUUGUUACUUGGCACAGAGAUAAGGAGGCAAGAGGAGAAUUCUUCUGCUCUGUUUUCUUGAAGCCUCAGCUUUGUCCAGGUGCUUGGUGCUAUGAUGCCAGGUGUGCUGACUAAGUAUCUAUUCUUGAUACCCGUCACACCCAAGGGCUGUUGACUGUUCAGUGAAAUGUUUACUUGAUUUUCUCCUUUAUUUUAAACUACAAACUUUUACUUCACGCGGGUUGUAACACUACGUGUACCUCAGUGUUUGUAUGGUAAGAGAUGUCUGAGAAGCAUGACUCAAAAGCACAGGAAAUGGUACCCGGGUCACAUGUAUGAAGUUCUGCUCUUUGUGGCAAGUGCAGUGCUCAUCCAUUCGUGCUACUUUGGCUUACCAACCUGGCUUGCGUUUUGGAAUUCUGCACAGGAGUUCUGGGAGGUAGGUGAGGGUUAUUUAUAAUUUCCCCUUGGUAAAGACUCUAUUAGAAAAAAACUUAUGUUUCCCCAAACUGUUGCUUGCCAGAUCGUAAAGGAUAUUUGUGCUCUGUUCCUUGUUCUAAAACCAGGCAGAAGAACUCCAGUGAUGGGUCAAAGGGAAAAUAGACUUUUGGUCUGUGACUAAUUCUUUAACUGCCCACAACAAAAACAGUGUCCAACCAUAUCACUUUUUCUUACAAGUUUUAGGGACCUCUCGGAUCAUACUUGCUCAUAAUUUACUUCACGAAAAGGACUGCUUGAUUGAGCCAAAGAAGACUUCAGUUUUAUAGGAUUUGGGGCCAUAUUUAUUCUGUAAUAUAUGCUGAGUUUUUUCAUGAGCAUCUUGGACCUUUUUCCACCUGGUCACAUUUCUGUGAUUCUGUGACAAACCAUUACUGGUUCCCCUUAGACUAGAGGGAUUAUAAGGACCUUAAACUUGAGGUUUAUUAGAAGUACCACUUCAGUCUUUUAUGGAUACAGAAGACAUUCUUAGGAAUGGGGAGAGAUAUCAAUAGAAAUGAGUAAUAAAUUAUUGACAGUUAAAAUCUAAAUUAGUUGCAGGUCUAAGAGGACUAUGCAAAAAAUAAACAAAAUACUAUUACUGUAUUUGACACUACAGUCAUUAAGUUUGUUUUUCUUUGUGAUAAUCCCCUGAUUUUUUUAGAAGUAUUAUGACACAGUUGAAGUCCAGGGCUUUCUGUAAAUUCAAAGAAAAGCACAAGAUCUAAACCCAGGUAAUAAAAAUCCUAAUCUAUCUUUCAUGAUCUCAUACGGACAUCAAAAUAUUGUGUUUUUAUUCAAGAAUACUAUGUAACAGAACAUUCUAGAAUUAAAUGCAGUUUUGUAGGAUGUCAGGAUAUUCUGUUUCUGUUGCUGUUUUUCUGAAUCUUACCAUAGGAAAAUGUUCCCCAAAGAUGCACAAUUAGAGUGUCUACAAGGCUCAACACUAAGCUAUAGCUGGGGGAACAGAAUAACUACAGAAACAGAAUAUCUCUCCCUUGGAAGCACAAACUCUACCCCAAAACCUGUCCAUCUUACAGAUGUAGUUCCUGCACUGGUGAAUUUUUGUGAUUUUUGAAUUUACUGAACAUUUUAACUGCUAAAUUCUAGGAAUCAGAAUGGGCUCAUAAAUGGGGCUCUACUCUAAGGUCCCUCCCCGUGGCUGAUAAAUGAUCCUGUGCUAAAUCUGCCUUGCUUCUUUCACUUAGAAUAAAGAUGCUGUCUGCUGCUUUCAUGCUGGGUGGCUUGCAGUCUUGGCCCACCAGCAGCUUCCCCCGAAGUGAUAGGUGGCUUGCAUUUAGGUUUAAUGCCUUAUGCUCCAGGGUUAUGCACACGUGGUCUCUCUUCCUCCUGAAGACAUGCUGCCUGGGCUCAUUUCUCAAAUGUAGGAUGACAGAACUUGGCCAAUAGUGGCACCAUCAGCAAUCCAUAUAAUGACAGGGGUAGGACUGAAAGAAAUCUACCUAUCCAUUUGCAGGUGAACUCUGUUGAGGUGGGCCUUCCCAAAUACAUGCUAGCCUUGAUAUUCUGAGACAAAAUGAAUAGGAAGUGAUAAUAGCAGACAUCCAAACUGACAGUUGGUUUGUACUGCAUAGGCCAUGGUCUGCUCUCAGAUUUCACAUCUCUCCAAUACACCUCAAUGCUGUGUCUCAAACUGCUUCCUAGUGUCUGCCACCAUAGCUUUGUCACUCACAGAUGUUACCUUGGACCACAGGUAUGAACAGAUGGGAUAAGGGAUUCAGCUGGAAAUUCCUUCUAUUCCAGGUGAUGCUGAAAAUCUCUCUACUGCCCUGAGAGACUCACCGUCUUAUCCUCAGAAUUCCUCCAGCUUGCUACUAAAAAUAGUGACAUUAAAACUACCCUGUAUCUGUAUUGUCCUAGCCCAGAAUGCACUGAAAGAAUACUACUGAUGUUAGAGAAAUACUACCAUUAGAGACACUACAGAAAUAGUGUAAGGUAACUUUCUAUACUGUGGUGGAUAUAAUGUUCUUAACUUUUUUUUUCAGUAAAAGUUUUCUUAGGACUUUUCAAAAUCCUUUACAAAUUACAUCGUUUUGAUAAAAAAUACUUUCUCUUUUUCAGGAAUUCCACACUAUAGUCUUAUUAAACCAUCCCAUCAACAAUCCAUAGAUAUUUUCUAUCUCUGUUCUUUCCCUCUCAGUCAAAAAUAGCCCUUUCCACUCUUAUCUCGUGCCCGUCUUUUUUCUUCUGUUGAUUCCUGUCAAGCACAGAAUACUGAUAAUGCCUACUGUAAAAUGCACAACUAUUCAAUCAUGUCCAAAGGCACUGGUUUGGCUUGGCGUAUUUGGUUUUGACUGCACUCGGGAGUCACUUCUGGCAGUGCUGGGGGGAACAUACGGAUGCUGGGGAUUGCAAGGCAAACACCCUCCCUACUGUCCUAUUGCUCUGGCCCCACCACAUGCAUUCUUAUCACAGUGCUUUUGGACCCUCACUCUUCUCAAUGUGUUAUUCUGUCCCCAGAACAGACACACACACACUCCCUCCCAGUGACUAGAACUAUCCCUAAUUAGAGUUCAGAACUUGGGGUCAGCACUUCACCCAAAUAGCAGGGCCUUGCUCACAACCUUUGAGCCCAGUGAGAAGCACAGCACUUUGCGAAGUCAAAUAGACCUUUCGGAGCUUUGUACAUUUUCAAUUUUGCAUAGAGCCAAUGUGAGAAAUCUUAAGACAUAUUCUAAACACAGUGGUAUCUUGCUGCUAUUAUCAAUUUAUAUAGUCCAGUAUUAAUAAGUAUACAUGCAGAUUCUGUAUGCGUUAUUUGAAUUGUGUGUAUGACAACUGUAAUACUUAACCUCACUAAUUAGCAAUUAGAAAAUAAGUCUUGGUCAAUUCUGAUGAUACGUGAAUAUGGUAAAUGCUCCUCUGGAUAUUAUAUUUUGUUCUCUAUGCUUGUUUUGUAUGACAAAGCAUGUUGUUCUAAAAAGAAAUGAUAGCAGAUUAUACCAAUUUUAAGGUUAGAAUUACAAUUUUUCAUAUAUGCUGCUUGACAAACUCUAAAGUGUAUUUUGUGACAUAAUUAUCUUAUGCUACACACUUCACUUUGCUUUCACUACCCUAAGAAAUAAUUGUUUAGAUAUAUCACUUCUUUCUUGCAACCUGGAUUAAACUGCUUACUUCAACCUAAAAUCUUGUAAGGCCAAAAUUACCUCAUUUUAACUGUGAAAAUGUUAAGAAUAUAUUAUUACAUUGAUGUCUUCUCUUGUACUUGACUUGAACUGCCUAUAUAAGAUUAAGUCUAAUAAUAAUAAAACAUUGGCAAACACUUCAUUUGUAUGUAUACUUUAUUGUCCCGUUUUGAAUUUUGUUUUAAAGGGUUAUAAACUAGCCAUGAUUGAAAACACCUUAAUCAAACAUGCCUGCAAUAUCAAAAUGAGUUGUUCGCAAAAUGCUCACACAGCCUGCACCCAUGCUUUUCUAUGCUUUAUGCUCAGGACAUCAGCCAUGUGUUAAGCUUAGCCAGACCUACUGACAUAUGGAUUCUCAUCUGGCCACUGUUUUUCCAGCCCUUGCUUCUGUUAGUGAUUGCCAAGUGCCCAAAAGUGGAACAGUGUAGAGAUUUUGUAUUUGUAAGCACAAAAAGCAUAUAAAAAUAAACUUAAAAUUUCUGUUGGG
This is a messenger RNA of Sorex araneus (European shrew), 8169 nucleotides long. It is a transcript of the gene PLCXD2, whose product is annotated as phosphatidylinositol specific phospholipase C X domain containing 2. Gene Ontology annotation, biological process: lipid metabolic process. The record is from RefSeq and is a predicted model, not a curated record. Bases 541 to 1566 code for a protein of 341 amino acids. The transcript has 4 exons. Gene Ontology annotation, molecular function: phosphoric diester hydrolase activity. NCBI's taxonomy places the organism in Eukaryota, Metazoa, Chordata, Mammalia, Eulipotyphla, Soricidae.